Messenger RNA from Sphaerulina musiva SO2202, 468 nucleotides. RefSeq lists its product as uncharacterized. Gene Ontology annotation, molecular function: ATPase activator activity. Gene Ontology annotation, cellular component: PAM complex, Tim23 associated import motor. The transcript has 3 exons. Bases 25 to 345 code for a protein of 106 amino acids. NCBI's taxonomy places the organism in Eukaryota, Fungi, Ascomycota, Dothideomycetes, Mycosphaerellales, Mycosphaerellaceae. Gene Ontology annotation, biological process: protein import into mitochondrial matrix. The record is from RefSeq and is a predicted model, not a curated record.
ACCGAUCCCAAGUACGACUUCGACAUGGUCACCGUUCUUGCCGUGGGCGUUGGAGUCGCCGCAGCUGCCUUCUUCGGACGCGCAGGUCUCGUAGCACUCCGUCGAGCCCGCGGGGGCACCAGCGCACUGGGGAAAGCAUACUAUAAUGGCGGUUUCGAGAAGCAGAUGAAUCGAAGAGAAGCAGCCCUGAUAUUGGAGACAUCAGAACGAGGCAUCACGAAAGAAAUGAUUCGCAAGAAGCAUCGACAACUGAUGCUGUUAAACCACCCCGAUCGAGGCGGAAGUCCAUAUCUCGCAACGAAGAUCAACGAGGCGAAAGAGUUCUUGGAGAAGGGCGCCAACUGAAUGAGAUAUAUGUGUUCAAAGGCUGUACAGUACAUUAUACAUUGUGAUUUAGAUUUAGCGAGGCGUUGGGCGGGUUUGCACAUUCUCACCACUCUAUACCACUGUAAAAUUACUUCGCAGGCC